CUGCGCACGAAAUGUGACAGAUAUACAAAAAAACACCACUCAAAACAAAACGACCCGCACCGCCGAUGCGGAUGCUGUUUUAGAAAUUGUGAAAGAAAAGUGAUAAAAACAAGAAAGUUGAUCACUUAAGUUUGCUUCUUUAUCGCACCGGUUUGUUGGUUGGGCUAGUAUCCGACAACACGGAAAAGGGAUGGCGUCGGAUCCGCUGAACGAACCGAUACUGGUGACCGGCGGUUACGAUCACACGAUUCGCGUUUGGCAACCGUACACCAGCCAAUGUGUACGGACGAUGCAACACGUCGACUCGCAAGUGAAUUCGUUGGACAUUUCACCGAAGCGUAACAUGCUGGCGGCAUGCGGCUAUCAGCACAUCCGGCUGUACGAUCUCGUUUCGAACUAUCCGAUCGUGAAUUUUGAGGGCGUUACGAAGAAUGUAACGCGUGUCGGUUUCCAGGAGGAUGGUAAGUGGAUGUUUACCGGCGGCGAAGACGGGAAGGUGCGCAUCUGGGACAUGAGCUCCCCGAACCCGUCCUGUAAACGCAUCUUCGACUGCCAGAGCCCGGUCAAUGCGGUGUGUCUGCUGCCGAACCAGGUAGAGCUGCUGAUGGCGCACCAGGGCGGUGGUAUCUAUCUGUGGGACGUAAAGUCGGACCAGCACGACCACCUGUUGCCGGAGGUCGAGUGCUCGAUACAGGACGUGGCCGUUAGUCCGAACGGGGCGUACAUGGCGGCAAUCAACAACAAGGGCAGCUGCUUCAUCUGGAUGCUUACGAGCUGGAGUGGGCCACCGGGGCAAGAAACGCAGCUGACCCGUUCGGAGGCGAAACUAAAGAUACAGGCACACGAAAAGUAUGGUUUGCGGUGUAAAUUUAGUCCCGAUUCGACGCUGCUCGUGACCUGCUCUGGUGAUAGUACCGCCCGGAUCUAUUCCACCGAAACGUGGACGUUACAGGCGGAGUUACGCAUCGAUCGCUUCUGGAUCUGGGACGCUGCCUUCAACAAUGACUCCAAGUACCUGUUCACCGCCUCCUCCGACAGUAUGGUACGGUUGUGGCGUAUCGACACCAAGACGGUCGAGCGUGAGUACGCUGGUCACCUGAAAGCGGUCACGGCAUUGGCCUUCCAGGAUGAGCCUAUACGCAGCAGCACCACCGACACCACCGGUACUGGCCUGACAUCCACACACUAACGAUGUCCUCUGUUUCUUCUUCUUCUUCUUGUUUACCACUAUAAGCAUUAGUCAGUCUUGGUCUGCCCUCACACUAUCUGCACGUAGAUAGUUACGGGUGAGUCGAGAUUUUAACCAAGGCCGGGCUUGUUGAACCGUGCAUUACCGAUUAUACUAUACGACCGGUACCGGUGCUUAUCUUUAGGAGUAUUUUAAUUCAGCGUAGAACACCAUAAAAAACGGGCCAAUAAAAUGCAUUAGCUAUUUUACCAUGUGCUUCUGUUCACCUUUUGCACCUUAGUUGAUUAACUGAAUUCUUCGUUCCUCGUUUCGCAAGCCAUCAAAGGUUACAUUUAAAUUACUUUAAGAUAAAGGUAGGCCAGUAAUAUUAAUCAUAAUAAAUUAGGUUCAUAAAAUUGUA
Messenger RNA from Anopheles funestus (African malaria mosquito), 1589 nucleotides. It is a transcript of the gene Lst8, whose product is annotated as protein LST8 homolog. Gene Ontology annotation, cellular component: TORC2 complex; TORC1 complex. Lineage: Eukaryota; Metazoa; Arthropoda; Insecta; Diptera; Culicidae. The coding region runs from base 191 to 1189 and encodes 332 amino acids. The transcript is spliced from 4 exons. Gene Ontology annotation, molecular function: protein binding. Gene Ontology annotation, biological process: TOR signaling; regulation of actin cytoskeleton organization. The record is from RefSeq and is a predicted model, not a curated record.